Messenger RNA from Amphiprion ocellaris (clown anemonefish), 4947 nucleotides. RefSeq names its product homeobox protein EMX1-like. The coding region runs from base 1559 to 2053 and encodes 164 amino acids. The record is from RefSeq and is a predicted model, not a curated record. The transcript has a single exon. NCBI's taxonomy places the organism in Eukaryota, Metazoa, Chordata, Actinopteri, Pomacentridae.
AGGAUGGAGCUCGGCGGUUCACACGGGCCUCUGCAGGGCGGCUCAUUCAGGGCCCAGGCAGGGGGCCUUUGUGGGGCUUCCAGGGCCACAAUUAGAGGCUCCUGAAUGGGCUGGCAUUUGUCCUCCAGGUCCCAAAGCUGCUGAGGACGAGCCGAGUCCAGGCGGCGAGGGUCGACGUCCGGACGAAGGCUGACGAGGACACGAAGCCGCUUCAAGCAUUUCACGUUAAGAAGAACUUUUAUUCUGUUCUGUCAGUUACAAGUCAGCGUGACGGUCUGUUUAGAAGAGAAACUCUACGGCUAUUAGCAGCUUACAAAUAUGUAAAAAUAACAAGUUUGUAAAUAAUACAAACAAAAAUUACCACAAAGAAACACAAAAUUCUACACAUACACACAAAAAUAAUGACAAAGAGACACAAGACGAUCAAACAGACACUAAAAACAACCACAAAGAAACACAAAAUGAUAAAAAGACACUUAAAAACAACCACAAAGACACUAAAAACAAACUCAAAGCAACAUAUUACUAGAAAAACACUAAAAACAACCGCAAUGAGACACAAGAUGACCAAAAAGACGCUAAAAAAACAACCACAAAGGCACAAAAUGACCACAAAAACACUAAAAACAACUAUAAAGAGACAUUUAACAAUCCAAAAAAUACAGUCAAAAUAACCACACAGACAGAAAACAACUACAAAGAGACAGAAAACAACCACAAAGAGACGGAAAACAACCACAAAGAGACAGAAAACAACUACAAAGAGACAGAAAACAACUACAAACAGACAGAAAACAGCCACAAAGAGACGGAAAACAGCCACAAAGAGACGGAAAACAGCCACAAAGAGACGGAAAACAACCACAAAGAGACAGAAAACAACCACAAAGAGACAGAAAACAACUACAAAGACACAGAAAAUAACCACGCAGACAAACUGACCACAGAAAGACACAACUACAAGCUGACCUCCUGAUCUGUUUAUGUUUGGAAGCUUUUAAUCAUUUUGUUCAUGUAUUUUUUACUUUUUAAAAGAACAAACCUGAGCUUACUGAUUUUCUGUUUGUUGUGUAAAAACUGCUGAUUAUUAAUCAUCUUAUUAAUGACCUCAUCUUCGUCCUCUUCAUCCCUGUCACUCAUCAUCAUCCUCACCUCUCACCCUCCUCCUCCAGCCACAAAAUGGCUGUGGGAGCGGCCCUCUGUGCGCAUGCUCAGCGCACCUCUGGCAGGGAGGGCAGGGCAGGUAUGUGCGGGCAGCGCGCGGACCGACACACACCGACGGUGCAGCAUGAGGCGGCAGGACGCACGAGGAGACACCGACUGACAGCAGCCCGCAUUACCGGAGCACCGGAGGACCGGAGCCUCUCUGGGAGUUUUUACCCGCAGCAGCGGCGCCGCCCCGGACAGGUGAGGGGAGUCCAGCCGCCGCCAGGUGCACUGAUCAGGAGUGCGCGCGGCCGUUACGCACCGGCGGGGAGAGUGUGAUGGGAACACUGGGAGCCUGAGCCGCCCCAGUCCGACACCGUAUCUCCACCGAGCUCCGUCCGCAGCUCCGACCAUGUUCCAGCACGGCAGCGGCAAGAAGUGCUUCACCAUCGAGUCUCUGGUCGGGAAGGAGGCGAGCGGCUCCGGGGACGAGCCCAUCCGGCCCACGGCGCUGCGCUUCCCGGAGUCCCUGCACCCUUCGGCCGCCGCCGGGGUGUUCGGCUUCCAGGGCGGCAGCGGCCGGACUCUGUUCUCCGCGGGGCCCGACAUGGUGCUGCAGGAGCCCGGGACGCACACGCAGGGCCCCGGCGGGCUGCCGCUGCACCCGCUGCAGAUCCCUCCGCAGAGCUUCUUCAGCCCGCAGCACCGGGACGCGCUGAGCUUCUACCCCUGGGUGCUGCGGAGCCGCUACCUGGGACACCGCUUCACAGGUGAGCCGCUGAGGGACGUCAGGAGCAUUUACUGCCGUUUAUUCACGGGGUUAUUCACGAGCUGUUUUCGUUUUUUACAGUUUUAUUUUUCACAAACGUUUAAAAAAGAAGCAGGAAAAUUAAACGAAUUUCUCUAAAAUCAUCGAAUUAAUUCUCAGUUUUUAAAAGAGUGUUAAUAGUUUUUAUUCUCCGUCAGCUUCACACACAUUUAACAAGAAAAUAAUUUAUUUCUCCUAAUCCGAUUUUCUGCAGUUAUUUUUCUGUUUUUUUAUUUUCUGACCUGAUCGCAGCUGAACAACACAGAAGCAGGAAAUCCAUUUACUGCGUUUAAAAAUCACACUUUUCUUUAUAUUCCUCAUAUUUCUGACUCGUGUUCUUCAGUGUUUUGUUUUAUUCCAUUUCGUUUGGACGGCGCCGUUUCAGCUGCUUUUACUGAAUUUAUUCCUGCAGAAUCUCAACUUCACACAUUUAUAAAAGGUAAAAUGCGACAAUAGAGCAGGAAAAACACCAUUUAUUACACGAAAACACCAUUUUCUCCCGUUUAUAUUAAGUUUAUUUGUAAUAAUUCGUUUAUUUCUCUUUUCCUUCUGCUAGUAUUCUCAUUAUUAACACAUUUAGACGCGGAUCUAAACUGUUUGUUUUCAGUUUUAUUUGAUUUUCUUGCAGAACUUGAGUCUUGGACACAUUUUAAACAGAAAUUUGAUGUUUUCCGCUGCAGUUAUUUUAAAUUUUAGUUUUUUUUUUUUUGUUUUUCUUUGUUUUUUUUUUACACAUUUCAGCUUGGAGCUCGUUUCUUAUUUUCUUCUUUUCUUCGCAUUUCUUAAAGUUUGCUGAAUCGGAAACAUUUUAAAUUAGAAGUCAUAUUUUUCCACCUAUUAAAAUGCAGAUAUUUCAUAUUUUCUCUCUGCUUUGGGACUUUUGCAGCUUUUUUUCUUUCCUGCUGAGAAUUGUCAGAAAACUUUGCUGCUAUUUUACUUCAGUCUGAUCGAGUUUCUCUGAGAUGUUCCUAUAAUUAAUGUUAAUUAUUAAUGUUAAUUAUUAUCAAUAAUCCUGCAUCUGCAAUGCUAAACUUCAGAUUAUCGAAAUGUUUCACAGAUUUCUGGGUUUUUCUUCCUAAAAAAAAGAAAGAAAAUGAAAUUAUUAUUAUUAUUAUUAUUAUUAUUAUUAUUAUUAUUAUUAUUAUUAUUAUUAUUAUUAUUAUUAUGAAUAAUGCUCCUACUUUCUCUUGAUUGAAUUUUGAGGCUAUUUUUUUUUAAUUUUCUGUCUUUUUUAAAACCAUUUUUUAAACUAAAUCCGAGGUUUUUGUGUCGCAGCAGCAGAAAGUCGCUCUGAGCUGAUUUUUUUCUUUUAGCGCCGAUUUAUUGAUUGAUUGAUUGAUUGAUUGAUUGAUUGAUUGAUUGAUUGAUUAUUGGAAGCAGCUGCUUUGAUUGAUGAUCAGAAAAUGAAAACGUUCAAUUUGUUCACAGAAAAACCAAUGAAAUAAUCUGUGGCUUAAAAAAAGCUCCAAAAGGUUUUUAAGAAAUGACAAAUAUUAAAACAUUUAAGACAUUUAAAGAAAUGUCGCAUGUGUAAUAAUAAAAAAAUAAUAAUAAAAAUAAUAAUAAUAAUAAUAAUAAUAAUAAUAAUAAUAAUAAUAAUAAUAAUAAUAAUAAUAAUAAUAAUAGAAGAAGAAGACCAUUAAACCAUGAGGAACAGAACAGAAUCCUUCAUCAAACUGGUAAUAAUAAAAAAUUUUAAAAAAAAUAAUAAAAGUUAAAAAAAAAAAAAAAAAAAGAACCACCACCAAACAAUGUACAGGUUACAGGAUAUUUAAGGAACUAUUUGCUGUUUUGUUUUUAAGUAACUAAAAUAAAACUAAAUUAAUUAAAUCAGUGUGGUGUUGUUAAAAAUAAAAUAAAAUAAAAUACAGGCCAAACAGACAAAAAGCAGAUACUUCUAAUGAAUAUUAACAUAAACUGAUACAAACUGAAAGGCAUUAAAAAUAUUUAAAGUUAUGAUAAAUUAAUUAAUUUAGUGUUUUAAAAGAAAGAAAUCGGAUUUAUUCCUCCGGCAGCAAACAGAAGUGAGGAUAAUUUCCUGACAGACAAAUGCAUCUUUAAUUUAAUGAAGGAAUAAUUAUAUAAAUAAAAAUGAACUCCGCUGGAAAAUAAUGAAAUAAAACCAACUACAUUUAUGGAUAUUAUUAUAUUAAGAUUUCUGUAAAACACUGAGAAAAAUAAGACACCAUGACUGAAUGUUUUAGAGGAAAAAAAGAAACAUUUAUAAAUUAAUUACUAUAAUAUGUAUUAAUGCUACUAACAAAAUGCAAAAAACAAAACAAAAACAGAAGCAGUUUGGAAAAUAAAUAAAUAAAAUGAUUUAAAACAUUAACUGUGUAUAUAGAAAUAAUUAAAAUAAUACACAGAUAUAAGUAAUAAAAUUAAAAAAAAUAAUAAUAAUAAAUACAAAGAAAAAAAUCUAAAUGAAACUCUUCAGAAAGUUUUUUUCAUUAAACCUCCACUUUUCAACAUGAAGCUGCAAAACCUGCACAGAUGUUCAGAUCAGACAGAUGUUUCCACAGCUGCCGCUCCGUCCAAUCACAGCCACGCGUUUUUCAUUCUGUCCAAUCACAGCCACGCAUUUUUAAUUCCAUCCAAUCACAGCGACACGUUUUUAAUUCCAUCCAGUCACAGCGACGUUUUUAAUUCCAUCCAGUCACAGCAACGUUUUUAAUUCCAUCCAGUCACAGCAACGUUUUUAAUUCCAUCCAGUCACAGCAACAUUUUUAAUUCCAUCCAGUCACAGCGACACGUUUUUAAUUCCAUCCAGUCACAGCAACGUUUUUAAUUCCAUCCAGUCACAGCAACGUUUUUAAUUCCAUCCAGUCACAGCAACGUUUUUAAUUCCAUCCAGUCACAGCAACGUUUUUAAUUCCAUCCAGUCACAGCGACACGUUUUUAAUUCCAUCCAGUCACAGCAACGUUUUUAAUUCCAUCCAGUCACAGCAACGUUUUUAAUUCCAUCCAGUCACAUCGACACGUUUUUAAUUCCA